CAUUUUUUGUUUCAGUUUUCAGUUUCGGUUUUGGUUUUGGUUUGCUUCUUCUUCCUUGUUCUAUCUAUGUACUAUGUACUAUGUAUGAGAGAGCACACACCCAGACCCGCCAUGAAUCUCAAUGAAUGAAUGAACGAACGAACGAACGAGUUCAUCAUCAGCAACAGCAUCAGCAUCAUCAUCUUCUUCUUCUUCAUCAUCAUCUUCUUCUUCAUCUAACUAAUACACACAGAACAGAGUUUUGCAAAUGAUGAGAUAUCAGAGAGUAAGCCCAGAUUGUCUUCCCUUGACCAAUGGCACCACUCCCACCAAGAAGCCCAACCUCACCACCACCACCGCCAGAGCCUUAUGCAGAGAAGAUGAUACCACCACCACCACCACCAUCACUGCUUCCGCUUUCAGAUUCAGAUCCCCUUCUUCUACGCAAGACCCAUCUUUUCCACAAUCAGAACCCCAUGACAACCACCGACCCGAGAGCAGUUCCAGCCCCAGCCCCAGCCUCAGCCUCAGCCCAAGUCCCAGCCCCAGCCGUGGCACGGCCACUGGCACUGGCACCGGAGAUAUGCUCUUGCAAUGGGGUCACAAGAAGAGGUCAAGGGUAUCCAGGACCGAGAUCCGCAACCUCACCACCGACGAGUCUUCCUCUUCAGCGGCUGCUGCUGCUUCUGUUCAAGUCAGGCAAAGGAGACUACUCCACCACUCUGGAUCCGCAGACAAGUUGUCAAAUUCCAGUAUGCCGCCGCCGCCUCCUCCUCCACCGCCACUCCCUUCUUCCUCAUCUAACGGCAGCAGAGCCAGAAAAGAAGCUCUUCUUUCUCACAGGAACUUAGAAGAUCGAACUGCAACAAACGGGUCACCCUCAAGAAUCUGUGGUGGCAGCAACCGUGGCAGCGGUGGUGGUGGUUCUAGAUCUACGGCUGGGAAAUCUGACAGGAAUGAAAGGAAAGUGUCUUGUUCGGCAAGGUUGGGCAAUGACAAGCCAAAUGGGUCCUCUGAUCGACUCAAUUCCAAUCAUGUGGAGUCAACAACAACAGAAUAUCAUGCCACUGCUACUACCAGUGCUGCUGCUGUUGCAGUAGUUGAAAAGGUGAAUGUUGAAGCUUUGGAGUGGCCCAGAAUAUUUCUUUCACUAUCAAGAAAGGAGAAAGAAGAUGAUUUUCUUGCCAUGAAAGGCACAAAGCUUCCUCAGAGGCCCAAGAAGAGGCCUAAGAAUAUCGACAGAGCUCUCCAGUAUUGUUUCCCAGGGAUGUGGCUAUCUGAUUUGACAAGGAAUCGGUAUGAGGUUAGGGAGAAGAAAUGUGUGAAGAAGCAAAAGCAGAGAAGGGGGCUCAAAGGAAUGGAAAGUGUGGACAGUGAUUCCGAGUAGACAUAGAUUAGAUCAUUAGAUUAGAUUCUUGUUUAGCACAUAUUUUCUUUCUUUCUUUCUUUAUUAUUAAUUAGUGAAAGUAGGAGAGAAGAAGAAGAAGAAGAUAAUGAGAGUGAGGAGGAGGAAGAGCUCUAUAUCAGAGGAAGCCCACCAUGUUCCCAAUUGCCAUUUAUCAUUUUGAAACAAGGCAGCCAUAGAUGCCCACCUCAAGAUUCAAGCCUCUCUCUCUCUUAAUGUCAACCACCACCACCAUCAUCAUCAUCAUCAUCAUCAUCAUCAUCAUCAUCACCAUGAGCAUGAUUUGGUUGGGGGACAUUUUAUUCAAUUUUCUUUGUGAAAAAGCUCUGCUUGUCAUUCUCAUCAUGCUGUUUUGUCCCCAUCAAUCAAAUAUCAUACCAUACCAAAAGAAAGGCCUUUUUGGUUUUCUUGCUUCA
Messenger RNA from Humulus lupulus (European hop), 1800 nucleotides. Its product is annotated as flocculation protein FLO11. The record is from RefSeq and is a predicted model, not a curated record. The transcript has 5 exons. Lineage: Eukaryota; Viridiplantae; Streptophyta; Magnoliopsida; Rosales; Cannabaceae. The coding region runs from base 248 to 1366 and encodes 372 amino acids.